This is a messenger RNA of Phasianus colchicus (ring-necked pheasant), 2096 nucleotides long. It is a transcript of the gene DNAJC14, whose product is annotated as DnaJ heat shock protein family (Hsp40) member C14. NCBI's taxonomy places the organism in Eukaryota, Metazoa, Chordata, Aves, Galliformes, Phasianidae. Gene Ontology annotation, molecular function: dopamine receptor binding. The record is from RefSeq and is a predicted model, not a curated record.
GGAAGGCGGAAGUAAGGAGCGUGAGGGACCCGGGGGGGGCGGGAGGCGGCGGCGGCGGACCCCCCCCGCGCCGGCACCGGUGAGCGGCGGCAUCGCGGGGCCUCCGCUUCGUCCCCCGAGCGCCGUACGCAGCCGCCGUUCCGCUCCCCGGUGCCCGCGGGCCUCCGCGGCUCGGAGCCCAACCCUGGCGGCGGUCCCGCGGCGCUGAGCCCGCUCCCGGUUGAGGCACGGGACGAUGGCGGUGACGUAGGGCCUGGGCCGCCGCCAUGGCUCAGCCCCCACCGGAGGCCGCGGGGGGCGGCGGCGGCGGCAGCCGGGAGCGUUCGGCCCGGAGCCCCCCGCGCAGCGCCGCCUGGAACGGGGACUGCGGGCCGGAGCCGCCCGAAGACGACGGCAACGAGGAAGGAGACGGGGACGGCGCUUCGGCCCCCGACGGGCCCGGCCCGUGCGGCUGCCGGGAGGAGCGAGCGGCGCCCCGGGCCCCCCCGCCCCGGGACGGAUCCUGCGCUCUGGGCUGCCGCCGGCGAGCCGAGCCCGGCCCCGAGGAGGGCGACGAGGACCCGGGGAAGGCGACCCGGAGGCUGCGGAGGAGACAGCGGCCGCGUUCCGCCCCGAAGGAGAAGGAGGAGAGCGGCCGGGGGCGGCGGGGCGGCGGGGCCCGGUUGAAGGCGCUGCUGGAAGCGGCGCUGAGCCCGCUGUGCUCCUGCCUGAGCGCCGGGAUUGGAGGGACGGCGCCGGGCGGCGUGCGCGGAUGGACGCGGCGCGUCGGCCUGAGGGCGGCCCGGGGGCUGCGGGCGGGCGGCGAGCUGGCGCUGCGGCUGCUGUGGAUGCUGUGCGCGCUGCUGCUGCUGCUCCUCGUGCUGCUGCUGGGCGUGCUGCGGCUCUGCUGGCGUCUGGUGGCCGCCGGUGUGAGCGCGCUGGGCAGGACCCGGCUGGCGGAGCUGCUCGGUUCCGCCGUCCUCCGCCGGACGCGGGGGUUCCUCGGGGUGAAUAGGACUUGGCGGCGCCUCUGGGCCCGGUGGCGGAGGCGAAGCGCAGCCGAGGAGCUGAGGACGGGCUGCGGGCUGGGGGAUGCCGCGCCCGGCUGCGACGUGGGAGCUCCCGGCAGCUCCGCAGAGGAGGUGUCCCGGCUGCUGGCCAUGGCCGAGGUGCCCGAGGAGGAGCUGAACCCCUUCCAGGCGCUGGGAGUGGAAAUGACGGCGUCGGAUGCGGAGCUGAGGAAGGCGUAUCGCCGGCUGGCCGUGCUGGUUCAUCCGGAUAAAAGUGAGCACCCGCGAGCUGAGGAGGCCUUCAAGGUGCUGCGAGCGGCGUGGGACAUCGUCAGCAGCCCCGAGAAGAGGAAGGAGUACGAGAUCAAGAGGAUGGCAGAGAGCGAGCUGAGCAGGUCGGUGAGUGAGUUCCUGAGCCGGCUGCAGGAUGACCUGAAGGAGGCCAUGAACACCAUGAUGUGCAGCAAGUGCCAGGGCAAGCACAGGAGGUUUGAGAUGGACCGUGACCCACUCAGUGCCCGCUAUUGUGCUGAGUGCAGCCAGCUGCACCCCGCCGAGGAGGGCGACCUGUGGGCUGAGUCCAGCCUGCUGGGGCUGAAGAUCACCUACUUUGCCAUGAUGGAUGGCAAGGUGUACGACAUCACAGAGUGGGCUGGCUGUCAGCGUGUGGGGAUCUGCCCGGACACCCACCGUGUCCCCUACCACAUCUCCUUCGGGGUGCGGAGUGCUGGCGCAGGCGGGCGGCAGAGGAGCAGCUCCAAGGGCAGCCCCAGCUCUGCUGCCGACCUGCAGGAUUUCUUCACCCGCAUGUUCCAAGGGACCUCAGGACAGGUGCCUGGGGGGUUCCCACCUCCCCCUGCCCCCACAGCUCCCCAGGGGGCCACAGCUGGGACCACAAGGACCGAGGGGGCCGCCCCCAAGAGUGACACCAAGCACAAGAGGAGGAAGAAGGUGCGCCGGCCCUUCCAGCGCUGAGUGUGCUGUGCAGGGCUGCAACGUGGAGGCCCCAGCUCAGUGCUCAUGGACUCUCCCUGGCCAGGGAUGAUGGUGCUCUGUUGGGCACUAUAAGGGCUCUUCUUUCAAAUAAAAUCUAUUUUUUGUUGUUUU